Molecule: messenger RNA, 1672 nt
Organism: Electrophorus electricus (electric eel)
Lineage: Eukaryota; Metazoa; Chordata; Actinopteri; Gymnotiformes; Gymnotidae
Product: protein LBH
Source: RefSeq, a predicted model, not a curated record
GUUAAGAGAGGAGGGAGAAGAGAGAUAUCAAGAGAAAGAACGAAGAAAUUCUGCUGAAGAGUAGCACCUAAACUAAAACAAGACACUUUGAGCUAAUGGCAGUCAAAUCUGCAUUGACAUAACAGGUCAGAUGGGGUACUUCAGCAUAUUUAUCAGAAUGACAGAUAUAAUAACCACACCAGAACACACAAGAGAUGACCUAACCAUGGGAGGAGCUUCUGAAGAUGAAGGCAUUUCCUGUCAGAUCUUCCCAGACAUACAUGAACACUACCCAAAGUUGUCCAAGCACCUACCCUCCAUUGUGGUGGAGCCAUCAGAGGGAGAUGUGGAGAGUGGAGAACUGCGUUGGCCCCCAGAUGACCUGAGAACAACAGAUACCACCAGCUGCACACAUGCAAACAUAUGUUCAGGAGACAUCACAAAGGAUGCUAAACCUACCCAUGUGACAUGUGAAUGCAAGAAUAAAGACAAGAUCCAGGAACAGGAUGACUGAUGCAACAUGGAGAGAUGUAUGGCAAAAUGAACACAUUUGAAAAUGGAGUCUCUCAUCUGUCAUUAUCACAGGCUGUUUUCACAUCUGUCUGUCUCUCACACAAACACACACAUGAAUAUACAUCAGUGAAAGCAGUAGUGUUCUUAUGUGUCAGAUAUUUUACCUUACUUUUUAACUUUAUUGCCAUGCUAUUGAAAUUAAUGGCAUAUUUUAUUAGAAGAACAUUACUAUAUAUACAUAAACUAAAAUAUCAAAAAUGUUAUUGACCAUUCAGAAAAUUAUAUGUAUAUGUAAAGUCUCAUAUCCACAUUCAUUUAAAGAAAGUUUAAUAUUUAAUGUUAAAACCCAGACAAAAAAAAACAGGCUAUAAGCUGAUAAUUGCACUUUGAAGAACUCGAGAAAGAUCAAGUGAAUAUGCAGCCUGUAAUUAAAAGAGCACUUGGGCUCUGCACCACAGCGGCCUCUGUGAGCACUAUGUCUGUGUGAACAUUAUUCAUCACACAAGCACAAGUGAAUGAGGAGACACCAUCCUCUCUCUGCACCAUCUGGCAAGUGUAUGUGUGUACUGGCUGCCAUAGAACUUCAGUUAAGUCCACCUGUCAAUUGUUGGUCAAUUCCGAUUCUAUUUCUUUAUCAAAAUAUCAAACUUUGUGUUAUAGUAUGACAUCUGCAGUUCAGGUGCAUUGUAAUGGCAUACACUCCUACAUUCAUAUAUUCACAAAAACUAUUUUACAUGAUGAAUCAUAUUUUAUUUGUUUUGACAUGGUAAUACAUUUAAAAUACAUAGUACAUACAGUGUAAAAAUCCUUUUUUUUAACUUAAAAAAAUAAGUGUAGGGGCUGCUUCAAAAUUUGGAGUCAAUUGAUCUUCGUUAUAUUAAAUUAAGAGAAUAAUAAUUUGUGUUAUACUUAUUGUUUCAUAUAUCUUAUUCACUUUUUAAACAAUUUUACAAAAUGUGUAAAAUAGUUAUAUAAGCAAAUAAUCUGCAUUGAAAACUAUAUUUUCUAAACUUUAAAAUCAUCUCAUGUUAUAGCCCAGGCCUAAGUGUCUUUGAAUUAUGUUAACACGUGAUGAUCUAUGCAUAUUAGAAAUAUGGGUAGCCUAGGCACAGUUUUGUCAUAUUUUAAUUGCAAGAAUGCAACCAUUUAUAAAGAAUAAAAACUGUGAAUUAAACAUUAA